AUGGAGGUGAAGAGGAGCGGAGGAAGGACCAACAAUCAGUUGCGCGCCGUGACAUCGGAGCUGGGACUUCUUAACAAGCCCGAUGGAUCCGCCAAAUACACAGCCGGCAAGAGCGCUGUGGUGGUUGCCGUUUACGGACCGAUUGAAGUGAAGCACAGGGACGAGAUCCUGGACCGUGCCACCAUCAAGGUCCACUGGAGCCCCUCCAGCGGCACCGGCGGUCCUGAAGAAAGGGAGAAGGAGAUGAUCGUGGCCAACGUGGUGCAAAACGCCAUCAUCGCCACCCUCCACCCUCGCACCCUCAUAGAGAUCGUCGUCCAAAUGCUCGCUGCGGCCAUCAACGCUACGUGCUUGGCGCUUGUUGACGCUGGCAUUCCACUCAAGUACCGACCUGCUCACCCCACUCUCGACUUUGCCUUGGAGCUCCUGUCGUGGAUCGCUUCAGUGACCUGCGCUAUCGCCCAGAACGGCGUGUUUGUGCUCGACCCCGACCUGGCCGAGGAAUCGGCGGCGCGAGCGGUCCUGUUGUUUGCGUUCAACAACCAGAACGACGGGGUGGUGGCGAGUCACAGCGUCGGGGUGCUGCGAAAGAGCGAGGGCGAGGGCGAGGAGUUUUACCUCACGUGUCUCGCCGCCGCCCGUCAGUCCGCCUUCACCCUCUUCUCCUACUACGCCGAAGCCAACAAGGCCCUCUACCAACACCUCCUCUGA
Acanthamoeba castellanii str. Neff is the source of this 711-nucleotide messenger RNA. Its product is annotated as 3' exoribonuclease family, domain 1 domain containing protein. Bases 1 to 711 code for a protein of 236 amino acids. NCBI's taxonomy places the organism in Eukaryota, Discosea, Longamoebia, Acanthamoebidae. Gene Ontology annotation, cellular component: nucleolus; cytoplasmic exosome (RNase complex); nuclear exosome (RNase complex). The record is from RefSeq and is a predicted model, not a curated record. The transcript has 6 exons. Gene Ontology annotation, biological process: rRNA catabolic process; nuclear mRNA surveillance; U4 snRNA 3'-end processing.